AUGGGCCUCCACGAGGAACCUCCCGUCCUCUCACGACACAAUACGACUUCAUCCUCUCGAGGGUCUAUCGAGGUCACGCAGCAGGCCGUCGAAUUCACCAAGCAGUCCGAGAAGCUCUCCCAUCAGGCGCUGGGCAAUACCUCACCCGCCAUUGCUGUCCAGGCGGAUUUCAUCACCCCACGGGAUCCCGUCAUUGUCACCUCGGAUGGAAACCGGUUACCAGGCGUGCCCUUGGACGAAGCCUACAAGCUCAACGUGCUGCGCGAGCAACUACAUGGCCAACUAGACAAGGGCAGGACUCCUUCAGAUGAGCAUCAUCAGGAGCACAGACAGGAACGUAGACCCAGCCAGCUGCAUGAUGGAAUCCGAACAGAACCCAAAGAGACACGUGCUCGUCGGCAGGCGUCAAAGGGAACACUGUCACAGACCAUGCCGCCGUCACAUACAAACCCCUUGUUCCCGCCCCUGCCACUGUACGGACCGCCGUCGUGGUUGCGAAACGCCCAGUGCUGGUUCUUCAGAUGCACGUCGUUUGUGCUAAGCCUGGACUUUCUGGGCGUCAUUGUGCUGGGCGCGCUGUUUACGAGCAUUCCAGCAAUUUUUCAGUCACUCUUCCAGCCAGAUAGCGACAAGAAGCGGCCGUUCUACGAACAGGAGCGCCAAAAUGCCGCCAUAAGGAGACAGAAAGAGAUAGAAUGGGAUCUGAGGACCCAUCAGCAUCUGGAUGUCGAGAGUGAAGGCAAGGUGGACGAGUACCCACCUACUGAGGGUGGCAAAGACCCCAUCGUCUGUGAUGUUGGGUACUAUGCGCGGAGGGUCGGCCUCGACGUGGAGACGUUCAAGGUCGAGACGGAAGACGGCUUCAUCAUCGAGCUGUGGCACGUCUAUGACCCCAAGGAGCAUACUCCCGUGGAUGCGGCAAGCAGGGAUAGACUCGACCCAGAGGUCUUCCAGGAAUCCAAGGAGAAGCCGGAGAAGUCGAGUAGGAAGAAGAGGUUCCCCGUGCUGUUGAUGCACGGCCUGCUGCAGAGUUCCGGGGCGUAUUGCUGCAACGACGACCAGAGCCUGGCGUUUUGGCUGUGCAAGAGCGGAUACGACGUCUGGCUGGGCAACAACCGAUGCGGCUUCAACCCCGAACAUGUCCUCCUCAAGUACGGCGACCCGCGCAUGUGGUGCUGGAACAUCCGGCAGAUGGGCGUCUUCGACCUGCCGGCGCUCGUGUCGCGCGUCCUGCACGAGACGGGCUUCGCCAAGAUUGGCCUCAUUUGCCAUUCCCAGGGAACGACGCAGACGCUGGUGGCCCUGGCCAAGGAGCAGCGGCCCGACCUGGGCGAGAAGCUGACCGUCUUCUGCGCCCUCGCGCCCGCGGCCUAUGCCGGGCCGCUCAUCGGCAAGAUGUACUUCAAGUUCAUGCGCAUCAUCUCGCCCGCCAUGUUCAGGCUCAUGUUUGGCAUCCACGCCUUCAUCCCCUUCAUGAUGCAGAUGCACGCGCUGUUGGAUCCGCGCGUGUACGGCUGGCUGGGCUACAAGGUCUUUUCCUUUCUCUUUGGCUGGACCGACGAGCGAUGGGACCGAGGGCUGCGCAACCGCAUGUUCCAGUUCGCGCCGGUGUAUGUGAGCGCCGAGUCGAUGCGCUGGUGGCUCGGCCGGGAGUGCUUUGCGACGCAUAAGUGCAUCCUCGCGACGAGGGAGGUCCUGCGAGCCGAGGAAGGCCUCGACGGCGACGGCGACGGCGACAGCAGCACCAGCCCCGACGACGACGACAACGACUCAGAAGCCGGCGACAGCCAAACUCACCCGCCUAAGCAGCGGCAUCACCACAUCAAGGGCUCGACGGCAUGGUACAACGACCAAGUGCCGCCCUUUGCGCUGUGGGUGUGCGGCGACGACCAUCUGGUGGACGGGCAGCGGCUGCUGAAGCGGUUCAAGGCGGGCCGCGAGCCGCACGUCAAGGUGGUGCACAGCAAGGUGAUUCCCGAGUACCAGCACCUGGACGUCAUCUGGGCCAUGGAUGCGCCUGACCAGGUAUUUCGAGAGAUCCGCGAGGUGCUGUGGAAGACGUGCGACGCGCGCGACGUCUGCAGGACGCCCGAGGGCUGCGACGCGGUGGAGAGGUGGGAACCAGCCGAGGCUGUGGCGAUGGAGGUGGGCGAGGAAUAG
Molecule: messenger RNA, 2160 nt
Organism: Trichoderma reesei QM6a
Lineage: Eukaryota; Fungi; Ascomycota; Sordariomycetes; Hypocreales; Hypocreaceae
Exons: 1
Coding region: 1-2160 (719 amino acids)
Biological process (GO): lipid metabolic process
Source: RefSeq, a predicted model, not a curated record